AUGCAGAAUGGAAAACACACUCAGAUUGUUGUGAGCGCACGCGGUAACCAGAGGGACCGUGAUCGUGAAAGGGCUCAGGCUAGAACAGGGGUUAAAGGCAAGCAGGGGAAAGCUGAUGGGUUGACCCCUGAACAACGCAGGGAAAGAGAUGCCAAGGCGCUGCAGGAGAAGGCGGCAAAGAAAGCGGCACAGGAAGCAGGAAGCAAUAAUGCAAGUGGAAGCAAAAAAUAG
Molecule: messenger RNA, 231 nt
Organism: Sphenostylis stenocarpa
Lineage: Eukaryota; Viridiplantae; Streptophyta; Magnoliopsida; Fabales; Fabaceae
Source: the annotation of a GenBank genome assembly